Messenger RNA from Nerophis lumbriciformis (worm pipefish), 9581 nucleotides. RefSeq names its product voltage-dependent calcium channel subunit alpha-2/delta-2-like. Gene Ontology annotation, molecular function: voltage-gated calcium channel activity. The record is from RefSeq and is a predicted model, not a curated record. Lineage: Eukaryota; Metazoa; Chordata; Actinopteri; Syngnathiformes; Syngnathidae. Gene Ontology annotation, cellular component: voltage-gated calcium channel complex.
UCGACGCUAUCGACCUUUGUAUCGCCCUGCCUCGGCGAGGAAAAGGAGGAGGUGGUGUAAGUGGGAGUAGUAUCAGCAGAGAUUCUGCAGUGUCUUCUGCAUUCGAGCAUCUCCGUGAUGCGUUCACGGCCAAAGCCUUCCUCCUCCUUCCCGUGCGUCCUCUCAGGCGCGGCGGAGAUGAACUCUCCCGCCAACUGAACCGGACGCCGGUCCUCUUUCUCCUCCCGCCUCCACUUCCUUCUUUCUCCCUUCUCCCGUCCGUCCGUUCGAAUGGAAGAUGGUGGCGAUAGGCGGGAGGUGUUUCAGCGACGUCCGCCUGCUGUCUCUGCAGGUCAUCGUGAUGCUCGGCGGCGCGGCGUGGCCUUCUUCGGAGGGACUCACCUUCCCUCAGCAGUACACGAUAAUGCACUGGGCGAGGCGCAUCGAGCAGGAGAUUGACAGAGUCUUUCAGCACAUCAGUGGAGCUCAGCAGCUAAAAGGGAUAUACAACGAAGAAAGAAGACGUUUUAGUCUGGUGAAGAAUCAGCCUCGAAAGAUUGUGGAGAAGGUGGCCUCAGACAUCGAGAAACUUCUGGCUAAGAAGCGCAAAGCUCUCGAAAGGUUAGCCAGAGAGGCAGAGCAGCUCCAGCGAGAGCAUUCCUGGCAGGAUGGCAUCAAGGAGCUGGACAUGGCGUACUAUGACUCCAAGGCGGAGCUGGAUUAUUAUUCCAUGGAUGGAGAAAGCGAAGUGGAGAAUCCCUCCCACAUCAAGCUGGAAUUUGUGUAUGACUCCAAUUUCAAAAACAACGUCAACUAUUCCUACACAGCGGUUCAGAUUCCCACGGACAUUUACAAAGGAGCUCCGGUCAUUCUUAACGAGCUGAACUGGACUCAGGCUCUGGACAAAGUCUUCAUGGAGAACAGUCGGGAGGAUCCGUCACUACUGUGGCAAGCGUUCGGGAGCGCCACUGGCGUGACCCGCUACUACCCUGCCAGUCCGUGGAAAGCCCCUGAUAAAAUUGACCUAUACGACGUCAGGAGGAGACCCUGGUACAUCCAGGGUGCUUCUUCCCCCAAAGACAUGGUCAUUCUUGUCGAUGUGAGCGGCAGUGUCAGCGGGCUCACAUUGAAGCUAAUAAAGGCGUCAGUGAUGGAGAUGCUGGACACUUUGUCUGAUGACGACUAUGUCAACGUAGCUCGGUUCAACGAGAAGGCGGAGGCGGUGGUUCCAUGCUUUAAACAUCUGGUGCAGGCAAACGUGCGCAACAAGAAGAUUUUCAAGGAAGCGGUGCAGCAAAUGCAGGCCAAAGGCACCACCGACUACAAGUCUGGAUUUCAUUUCGCCUUCAAUCAGCUGUUAAAUAAAACAAACGUGCCGCGCGCUAACUGCAAUAAGAUCAUCAUGCUCUUCACGGACGGCGGCGAAGACCGAGCCCAGGACGUCUUCAUGCAGUACAACUGGCCCAACAAAACGGUUCGGGUUUUCACCUUUUCUGUGGGCCAGCACAACUAUGACGUCACGCCCCUGCAGUGGAUCGCCUGUACAAAUAAAGGUUACUAUUUUGAGAUCCGUUCCAUCUGCGCCAUAAGGAUUAACACCCAGGAAUACCUGGACGUGCUAGGGCGCCCAAUGGUGCUGGCGGGCAGCGAGGCCAAGCAGGUCCAGUGGACUAAUGUGUAUCAGGAUGCUUUGGGUCUUGGUAUGGUGGUGACCGGGACUUUGCCUGUGUUUAAUCUUACCAUGGACGGAAACCUACAGAACCAACUGAUUUUAGGUGUCAUGGGAGUGGACGUGCAUCUGGAUGAGAUAAAACGCCUGACACCACGUUACACUCUUGGGGCCAAUGGUUACAUAUUUGCAAUGGACCCAAAUGGAUAUCUUCUGCUUCAUCCCAAUCUCCAGCCCAAGCUGGUGAACCUUCCAGAACCUGUGACGCUCGACUUCCUGGAUGCAGAAGUGCAGGACAGCAAUAAAGAGGAGAUCCGUCGGCAGAUGAUUGAUGGGCGUCCAGGUGACAUGCAGGUCAAAACUCUCAUCAAAUCUGUUGAUGAGCAAUACAUUGAUGAGGUAUACAGAAGUUACACCUGGACACCAAUAAAUGGUACAGAUUACAGUCUGGGGCUGGUACUGCCGCCAUACAAUGAGUACUACAUCCAGGCGGACCUCAGUGACGUAAUGCUCCAACUGCAGUACAUGCAGUCGUUGCUGCCCAGCUCCUUUGAAUCUUCAGGCCAUGUCUUUCUGGCUCCAAGGGAAUACUGCAAGCGUCUGCAGCUUUCAGACAACAACACCCAGUUCUUGCAGAACUUCCUCUCCCUCAUGUUGGAAAUUUCUCCUGAAUCGGACGAGUGUGACCAAGCGCUCAUUCACAAUCUGAUAUUGGACUCCAGGAUCAUUGGGCAGCUGGCCUCACGAGUGUGGAAGAACAAGGAUCUUAAUUCGUACGGCUUCCUGGCUGUGUUUGCGUCCACCGAUGGCGGCAUCACGCGGGUCUUCCCCAACUUAGCUGCAGAGUUAUGGGAAGAGGAUCCUGAACCUUUCAAUUCAAACUACUACCGACGCAGCCUGGACAACAAAGGUUACAUGUUCAGAGCGCCGCCAAGAUCAUCUUUGGAUGACCUAUUAGGACCAGAAAACAGCACAGUUGGAAUCCUGGUUAGUUCAGCUGUAGAGGUUAAUCUAGGAGGCAAACUUCUCAAACCUGCUGUGGUGGGAGUGAAGCUGGACCUGGAAGCGUGGGUGGACAAAUUCAAGAUCCUGGCUAGCAAUGUGUCAGACAGUCGACAAGGCUCACACAAGUGUGGACCAUCCAGGAGUUGUGAGAUGGACUGCGAGGUCAACACUGACGACCUCCUCUGCUACCUUGUCGACGACGGUGGCUUCCUGGUUAUGUCCAAUCAAAGAGAUCACUGGAAAAAGAUAGGCCUAUUUUUUGGAGAGGUGGACCCUUACUUGAUGCACGCCCUCUACAACAACUCCAUCUUCAACCGACACCAGACUUUCCACUUUCAGUCAGCGUGUGAGCCGGUCAGCAGCAGCCACACAGGGGCAGCACCGAGACGCUUCUUUGUGCCGUCCAUCGCCGACAUGCUCAACUUGGCCUGGUGGACAUCCACACUGGCCUGGUCUUUGAUGCAGCAGCUGCUUUACGGACUAGCGCACCACAGCUGGCUGCAGCAAGGUAAGAUCCUAGCAGAAGGCUUUGAAAUGAAAACCAGCAGCUGUGUGACCAUCCAGAGCCAGUUCUUCUUCACAAACACCACCAACUCGUACAACGUACUGCAGGACUGUGGCAACUGCUCACGGCUAUUCCAUGCCAAGCGAAUAGAAAACACCAACCUCCUCUUUGUGGUCGCUGAGACGCUUCCAUGCAGCUCCUGUGAGAUAGAGAGACUGAGCCAAGUCAGGACCGUGUUCCAGGAGGAGAAUCCUUGUGAGGUACUGAGCAAUGCACGAUAUCGGAGAGGCCCGACAAUCUGCCUGGACUACAGUGCCUUAGAGAAUACUUCCCAGUGUGGAGGGGCUCAUUUAUUGCAGCCCUCCAUGGUGGUCCUGCUUGUCCUUCAAAUCAUUCUUCCUUGCAUUCACCUUUGACACGUGCUGCCAACCAGGUACACAAAGCGAGAGCAUCUCUUCUUCCUCUCAUUCCAACCACAAAGCAACGCCACGGUGGAAGACAAAAAAGAACAACAAAUAUCGGGGGUUUAGCCCAUUGGCUUGUUUUGCAAAAACUUUAGGGCCAAAUGGGGUAAUUUGGAAUUCCUUAUAACUUUUUGGAAAUAAUGUUGGCUUUUUCACAUAUUUGAUGGCGUCACGAUGGGAAAAAUAAACCGAUGUUGAUUAUUCAGCGACACAAAACAACCUGAAGUGGUCCAAGUCUGAGGUGAUCUUGAUGUGCCCCCACUCGAAAAGAACAUGAAAUAUAGAAAAGUGGCGUAAAUAAGUAUCAAAUAUAAAGGUAAAAAAAGAUGUAAUAAUACAAUCCUGAGUGCGUACAGGUGGUCCUCGUUUUGCUAUGUUUUGUGGCUACAAACGCAAUCCCUUAAGACUCGCUGGAGAACUAGUUACAGUGCACAUGGCGGAAGAACACAUGACGCGCAACUACACUGAGGAAGAAUAACAUCGCUUAUUCUUCUUGUAUGGAGAAUGGGAUUUUUCAGUGGCCUUUUGCGUUUAUUAUCAGAGUUUUGAGAAUCUCCUCUGUAGUUUCCCUGUUAAUUUCCCGUCAUAUAAGAAAUAUUUCAUUUCACAGUAUUUUAUGUAUUUAUUAGCUGACAUUUUACAAGUUACGAGUGACAAUUCAUUGCACUAAACUGAUAAUAAACCAGACAAGAGUGAUGCUUGAAGUAUAAUUAAUAUUUAUUUGUCCAGUAGAUGGUGCACACGUACUGACCAAUGAACACAGUGGCAAUGUCAGAGCUUUUUCAAAACGCCCGAAUGCAGCUGGGAUAGGCUCCAGCAUCCCCCGCGACCCCAAAAGGGACAAGCGGUAGAAAAUGGAUGGAUGGAUGGUGCCUGCACAACAUAGAGAAUUUAUGAAGGAGCCUAUGUUAUAUUAUUUUGCAACAUAUUAAAAUAAGCGCCACUAUAGUGGUCAAAAACUAGCUUUGAUGCUGGAAUUUAGACAAUUUAAAAGUGUAAUUUAGCAAGACCUCCUGGAAACACGUUUAGUGUCUCUCGCUUUAAUGCUAAUGAGCUGUGUUUGUCUCCAAGAAACACUAUUAUGUACUUUAUCCACUUAUCACACAUACACUGUAACUGUGCACUUGCCCAACGUACAGUAAUAGAUGCCAUAACCUCAGAGUACAAGCGUCCUCUGCACCAGACAUUUUCUGAUAAGCACAUUUGCAUAACACAGAUAUAUUUUUUUUCCACAAAUAUGUAACUUUGACAAAAUAAUUCGAUUAAAAACAAAUAUUUACUGCAGUGGACGCUGGGUAUCAGGAGGAUAUGUCGCAUACAACAACAACAAAAUAUGAAGGAGCGGGACAGUUAGCAACACGAGCAUAGCUAUGUGCGUUACAGUGCUAAUAUUACGCGCGCAUUUUUAACAGCCGCAUCAUGCUAGUUUAACUUAUUCACUGGAUGGAACAAUUGAUCGGUUCUCCCACCGACACAUAGUUUGCCGCUUUAUUUUAAGACGUUUAGCAAAGCAUACUUUUUUUUGCUAAGGGUGUCCCAAUACAACUUUUUUACUUCUGGUCUGAGUAUUGGCCAAUACUGAUAAUGAUCAGAUGUGAUAUCAGCACAAAUCAUACAUACUUUAAUUAUUUUGUAGUGUGGAAUGUUAGAAAAGGGGCAGCAUGGUGCAACAGGGGUUGUGCAAGUGCCUCACAAUACGAAGGUCCUGGGUUUGAUCCCUGUGCUCAGGGUCUUUAUGCGUGGAGUUUGCAUGUUCUCCCCGUGACUGCGUGGGUUCCCUCCGGGUACUACGGCUUCCUUUCACCUCCAAAGACAUGCACCUGGGGAUAGGUUGAUUGGCAACACUAAAUUGGCCCUAGUGUGUGAAUGUGAGUGAAUGUUGUCUGUCUAUCUGUGUUGGCCCUGCGAUGAGGUGGCGACUUGUCCAGGGUGUACCCCACCUUCUGCCUGAAUGCAGCUGAGAUAGGCUCCAGCACCUCCCGUGACCCGAAAGGGACAAGCGGUAGAAAAUGGAUGGAUGGAUGGAAUGUUACAAAAGGUUUGAUCAAGUGAAAUUAGUCAAACAGAGACCAAUAGUAUGUAUGAAAAUCACCAACCUUAGGACGGACUUAUGCUGUCCUUAAGUUGAAGUGAGUGGUAAAUCGUUUUUUUGGUGAAACGUAGUGGUCACAAUAAUUCAUAAAGUUAAGCUCAUGAGGAAGUACAGUAAGUUAAAUGAUGCAGACACGUCUGUGAAAGGAUACUUUUACUAUGCUUCUGCCUUGGAGACUUUCAUCAUCGUUUGCCAUCUCCACCUUUGGCAGAUUACGCAUCAACAUGUGUUGUCAGUCUCCAUAAAUUUCUGUCUUUCAGUGACAUCAGAUUUUGUCCGGUCCAAUUGCAGAUGUUGUUUCCCUCUGCUUCUUCUUCCUUCUAUCAUUCCUUCUAGACAGGUUUUUGCUUACACUUUGGGUAUAAUUAUGUGAUACUUGUUAAUAUUGACAAAAGUGCUGUUUUAGACUACAAUAUUGUUCAAUUAAGGACACUUAUUAUGUAUUUGUAGCUUGUGUGCUAUUGUGUGCAUUGCUGUUGUGUAGCUGCUAGCCCCUGCAGUCUACAGCGUACCGUGUUUGCUUUUCAUUCAUGACUUGACUAAAAUAGAAGAAAAGACCAACCUUGUGUGAUGGCUGUCCAGCUUUGCAAGCUUGUAUUGGACAUGAUAUCACUCAUUUUACAUGCAAGCAAAUCCCAUACUUUUUUUUAUGAUAUCGGACCUACAGUAUAUCAAUUUCCGACUGGGACACCCCUUACUUGAGACUGCUUGCAUCAGGGAUUUUAGACGCAAGCGGAUAUAAUCCCAUACUUGUUUUUUUUUUGCUGAUAUUAGACCGAUAUCAGAUCAGGACACUCAUUUUUUAAACAAGUUAAGGAGAUGAUAGAUUUUUCUGCUCAGUGUGGAGGCCUACUUUGAAAUACAUGACUACUUUUCAGAGUGUUUUGAAAAUGUUGCUAAUUUCUCGCCACUUAUCAAGCACACACACCAUACUAUAUUUUGGGGUAAUACUCGACAGGUCAGUCAGUUUACUGCAAAAAAGGACCUGAUUGUUAAGUUCUCACAAGUAAAAUGGAGCUUAAACUGUUAAAUACUACAAUUGUAUCCCCACAUUGACCCUCUUUUUGUGUUCCCAUGUGAUCUGGUUCCAGCAUUACUUGCUGAUCAUAAGCUUUUUUUUUUUUUUUAAAUGACUUCUGUUCUAGUUUGCAGUACAAUGCUGUUGUGUUCCAGCCUGCAAUGCCUUGUUGCACUCACUUUGGAUGUUACUUCCACAUCAUCCUGCAUCGUCAUCAUUUUUUUUUUAAACACAGGAAUAAGCGCGGAAGGAAAGGACUCUGCUUUAUGCCUUCUUCAAACUGUGGUUCAGUCAUGAAUCAAAGCACAGAUUUUUCGUACAUUUCUACCACGUCAUGCACGCACGCGCACACACAUACACACACACCUGAUUCUGAAAGGCUGUGUCACCUGUUUUUUUUUUCUGAGGUGAAUGACUUAAACAAGUGAAUGUGUAGGAUGUUUAUGUACAUGUCAGCCUGCUGUUGUGCAUCUCUGCUGUACCCCAGCAUGUAGGGAAAGGUUUGACAAAACUUAGCAUUAAAAAUAUACUGAAAAAAAACAAACAUAGCUUUUACCCUGCAGCAUUGAAUUUAAACAACACUGCUCUUAAAAGUGUUGAUAGCCUGCAAAGUAUUGAGAUCAGUGUUGUAUUUUUUUUUUUUUUGCUUUGUUUUUUAAUGUGCAGUAUUUAUUUGCAUGGUCAUCGGAACACUUUCAACUUUUGUGUAUUAAUGUAUGAAACAUUCCUCCUGGUGUACAAAUGGUUGAGGAUCAACAUUUGACUUCAGUGAAGUUUAUCUGAUGAAUUGAUGCUGCCAGUUUAAGCACAAAUAGGUGUAAAGAAACAUACUGCCUGACGUACAGUGUCUUUAAAGGUGCCAGAUGUAGUAAUGUGGCCAGAAAUGGUACUGCAAUCACGGCCCAAAUUCUGUAGUCCCCUCACACUCUCCAUGACUGAGGUUGCCAGAUACGCAGCCGAAUCCGAAUCCUACUCCAAGGAACUUCAAAUGGCAAUCAACGAGUCCUACGUUGUAGGCUUCUCUUGUUUAUGCUUCUUGCAAGAUGGUUUACUCAGUAAUUAUGCCACAUUUUACUGAUGUCAAAUAGCCAAAUGUAUUUGUAAAGUUACGCUGCAAUAUUAGUAUCAGGAGUCGGGACAGAUUGUUGGCAUUGCCCUGCUAAAAUGUCUAGAUUGACCGCACGGACCACCAUUGAAAUAAUUAUAUAUAAAAAUAUAUUAUAUAUCGCCUACUUUGAUGGCAAGCCAAGGCCAACAGUAAAAUUACCGCCACAUUUCGUUCAGCAUAACUCCAUGUUGCAUCCAACCUGACGCACUACAUUCUCUUCCAUGUACGCACAUCACCAUCUUUCAGUGCAGAGUGCAAUUCUAUGAGCCAACCCACGUUACGCAAAAAACACGUUAUGCAUAAAUCAUAUAGCCUACUACCAUGUCAAUACACAAAGUAGAAAAUCAUUACAUGUAAUGCGUUAUAUUGUGCCAAGCAAAUACCACCCCAUAUGUGCUAGAAACCGCAAUUAGCCGUGCUAAUGUUGGAACCCAUUUCCCCCGGGUAUCAGCAUAUUGAGAACGAAAUAGGCACGGACACUACCCAUAUCCACAUAGGUUUUAUUUGUCGAUAAUAUAUUUUGCCCUGUCAUUUGGAUGACACAUUGACAUAUAGGCUAACGGGCAUAUAUUUCCCCAGUUAGCAUAUAUGUUGAUGUGUCAUUGACCGGGCUAGUAUGCUAACUAAGCAUUACACUAGGAGCUGAGCAUCACACUAUAAGCAAUCGUUGCACGAACAUACUAGCUUUGUUAGACAAGGUCGUAGACUGUAUUGGACAAAAUAGAAUACAGAUGAAAUGGGUAUUUUCAUUUAUUACAAGUAAUAACAAAAUGUAAAUACCUUACUUACCUAUCAAGGAGGAAAUAAGCAAGUUUGGCGUCAGAUGAAAAACUAUUCUCCACCUUCAAUCGUCUCCAUCUUUCAAAGGCAUCCCCGAUACAAAUCCUCGUUUUGUUCCUGGCUUUGUCAUGAAUAAGUUGAGAAUCAUAACGGCGCCUUUUAUAUUUACUAAGGUCUGACAUGUUUAGUAACUUUACCAGUGGCAGUAGCUCGACGAAGAUGGCGGUGUGUAACUGGCAACCUGGAUGUGACACACUCACUGACUUUUUAAUUGGUCAAACGGUAGAGGGCGGGGCUUCAAAAUGAAAACAAUAACAAUAUUUCGGGACUGUAAAUCUAAGUUUGAAAUGAGCAUAUCCCGGCUAAACUAUCAGUUUAUCAUCAGUAUUAUUAUCAGUAUUAUCAGUUAUCGAGGUAUUCGAAAAGAACAUGAUUUAUUAAUGCCUUUUGACAUAUCAGGGCCAUUUAAUGAUGACUUGACAUUAAAUUAUUACAUAUGGCACCUUUAAGUAAUUAUAACCAUGGACAAAAUAAGGAAAGUUUUCCUUAUGAAUUUGAUGUAUUUGUUGCUUAAUCAAUUUAUACAUAUAUAAUGUGAAUUUUUGUUGAUUUAUGUAUUUAUUUGGUUCUUGUGUAUAAUAUUUGAAUAGCACACAAAUGUAUAAAAUGUGUAUGAAGCUUGUGUCACCACAAUUUACAGGAAAAAAAAAUCAAACAAUAUAAAAAAACGCUUAUGUCUACGUCCUAUCCAAAGAAUGUUGUUUCGCUUACGUUGUCGUAUUCGGGACAGAUUCCCGCUCCACGUGCCAGCCUCCCAUCAUGCCACUCCCAGUUUUGUAUGCAAAACAGUCAGCAGAAUACAAAAAGCUAACUUUGUAAACAUUUUGUCAGUCACAUUACAGAUGGAUAUUUAAAUGUUUAUAUCUUUGGUCAUUAAAUGCUAUUGAUAUUUUUCACUUCA